Erythranthe guttata (spotted monkey flower) is the source of this 980-nucleotide messenger RNA. RefSeq names its product Phosphoglycerate mutase family protein. The record is from RefSeq and is a predicted model, not a curated record. Lineage: Eukaryota; Viridiplantae; Streptophyta; Magnoliopsida; Lamiales; Phrymaceae.
CUCAUCACUCCUCAGUUCUGGCAUAAAUAAUGGCGUUCCUGAAGAACAGAUACUGGAUUCUGAGGCACGGCAAAAGCAUUCCUAAUCAAUGCGGUCUUAUUGUCUCCUCUCUGGAAAAUGGGAUUCUCGAAGAAUAUCAACUCGCUUCUGAUGGGGUUCAUCAGGCUCGUCUCGCCGGACAAUCUUUCCUUAAGGACCUGAAAGAAAAUGAAAUUGAUAUUAAAAAUGUCCGAAUCUGCUAUUCACCAUUCUCAAGGACCACGCACACAGCAAAAGUUGUUGCUUCUGUUUUAGAUAUUCCAUUUGAAGGCCCACAAUGCAAGGCUAUUGAGGACAUUCGAGAGAGAUUCUUUGGUCCCUCAUUUGAGCUCAAGUCUCAUGAUAAAUACCACGAGAUAUGGUCCUUGGAUGAGAAAGAUCCCUUCAUGCAGCCCAGCGGUGGAGAAAGUGUUGCAGAUGUUGUCACCAGGCUCACAAGGGCUUUGACAGUGAUGGAGUCUGAAUUUGAAGGAUGCACACUGUUGGUUGUCAGCCAUGGAGAUCCGCUGCAGAUUUUGCAGACAGUCCUGAAUGCAGCAAAGGAACAGGGACAACAAACAGACGAAAAUGGCUUGAUCUCAAGAAUGGAGGCAGUCAAAGUCCCCGAUGUUCUCUCACAGCACAGGAAGUUUGCUCUUAAUACUGGAGAACUUCGUCAAUUAGUAUAGACUAGAGUCGUCUAAGUUGUUACUGUCCAUGAUAGCUUCUUUAGGUUGAGAUCCUUGAUCUUCAACUAGUCCAUUUGUUGCUUCUAUCUGCUUAGGCAUGCAACUAUAUGCAGCUUGAAUGAAUAAGAUUUCAGGGCAAACAGAGCCUUCCAAUUUCUUUGUUUCGUGCCACCUUACUAUGGUACAUCUAUUAGGAGUUGUAGUCAGCUGAUUAACACUACAAUUUGAGAAUAAAGCAUAUUUAUACAUGGUAAUGCAGUUUGUUUAUUAGUU